GUGUGUUUAAGGUAGCUGCCCGAUACAUCUGUGGCCAUAAUCCAUGCAGCAGCGCCAUGUGCAAAUCAGAGCCAUCAGCAAGAUGUCUGGUUGAUCAUGAGUGCAAACCUGUCUUUGUCAACAUAGAAAAGAGAGUGUACAAGCAAUGCAGUGAGCGAGGACAAAUCGUAAAGGGACAUCAUCACAAUGUGGACGACGACGGAGAUGACAAUGACAAUGACGAUGAUGAUGAUGACCAGUUACGGCAACUGAUGAAAGGAAAGCAUAUGAAGAAUAAAGAACAAGAAAGCGAUGAAAAUGAGGAAAUAGAGAACAAAGACGAUGGCGAGGAACAAGAUGAUAAUAUUCCUGAAAAGAAAUCAAAAAUUAAAAUACCAGCACGUUUUAUAGGAAAAAGAUAGCACGAUGAAAAAGAGAGUCUUUAGGAAGAAGAAGACAGUAGAAAUGAAAUUGUGAUAAACGAGAAUAGAAAAAUAUGAAAAAGAAGUUCAAGAAGCUAUUUUAAAAAGCCGGGUAUCAUCGACAAAGGCGAUAGGGGAUAGGCGUCAUUCCGACAUGGAAAUGGUUUCGUUGAAUACAAAGAAUAUUGAAUCAGUCUCAAUACUAAGGUCCAUGUUCUUGACGAGAAUAAGAAGCAGAAACACAAGUCAUUCCAGCUAUUCUUGAAUCUUAGAAUGACCUAUCUCCUAUCGCUUUUCGACUAUCACCCAUUUCCUGUUGCCUUUGGCGAUGACAACCUUUUUGAAAUAGGUAUAUACGAAGUAGUAUAGGGAAUGGGGGUUCUAACGCAGUGGCAACCCGAGGAUUACCCGGUUAAAGUCACCAACCCGCGUUUGCGUAACCCUAAUCCCUAUGAGACCACCAGGAUUACCCGUGGGGGCAACAGCGCACUUAAAUAUGUUAAUUCAUAUAUGGAGUGCGAAGAAUGUAAGGAGUUCAUCUAUGACUUCUGUAUAAAAUGCUUGAAACCCAAGUUCGUUACCCCACCACCUAAUGAGUACGUUUGUUGUGACAAGAAAAUGCGAAUAGAAGACGACACAUCGGCGCAGUGUUACGAGUGUGGUAAGGAUAUUCGUAAUGCUGUACCAAAUGCUACUAAAGAGCAGUAUUACGCAAACGGAGGACGUAAGAAGACGCAAUACAAGAGAAUAAAGUACUUUAGGGACUGGAUGAGUUA
This is a messenger RNA of Actinia tenebrosa (Australian red waratah sea anemone), 1177 nucleotides long. RefSeq lists its product as uncharacterized. The record is from RefSeq and is a predicted model, not a curated record. Lineage: Eukaryota; Metazoa; Cnidaria; Anthozoa; Actiniaria; Actiniidae.